AUGGAAGCUUUGCUAACGCAAGCUUUCCGAUUCCAAUCGACCAACACUUUGGACAAAGUCUACGGACUCCUCGGUAUGGUUCGCCCAGGGUGUGACGUGGAGCCAAUCGUGCCCGAUUACAACAAAUCAUUGAAAGAGGUCUACGCCGAAGCGACGUGGUAUGCGAUCCAAGAAGAGCUGUCGCUAGAUUUACUGAACAACAUAACCCCGAGGAGAGACGAACCCCACAAGAACAUCUCCACAGCCAACGAUCCAUGGCCAUCAUGGGUUCCUCGCUACGACCUCAAUAUCGAUAAAUCCGACCGCGCGGCGAACAGCACGGGAACAAACGCAUCGAAUGAUUUCGAGGCAAUCGUCAGCCUGGACCCAGAACUCCCCUUCGUCCUGCAAGCCCACGGUGUCUCUCUCGGACGCAUCGAGACCAUGCGGAAAGCAUCUCCAGAUGUCCUUCGCACGAACAUUUAUGAGGACCACGGCCCAAUGUACCGCCACUUCUCCUACCUCUGGGAUCCCCUCUUCGUAGAAAGCAAAAACACGACAUGGUCCCCAUCUCUCAUCAAGAACAUAGCCUCCUCUCUCGUCUGCGGCCGCUACAACAGGGACAAGGACAAUCCCUACCGCGAUGCUGAGUCCGACCCGGCGACUGUGCAAGACUUUGCGGCCUUCGUGCUCGAGGUGAAUGAAGCGUGCCCCAUGACAUCAGAAUGUCCUGAAUUGCGCAGUCUCCUAGAGACAUACGUACUCAAAGACGGCGACGCAUCUUCCUACGCCGCGGCGGUGUCGUACUUUACUGAGAAAUUCGCGCCACUGGAGCUUUCGAAUGCGAGGUUCGGGAUGGGGUAUCAAUCCUGUCGAGAGGGGGAUGAGGUAUGUAUACUCUUUGGAGCGAGGCAGCCGUUCGUGGUGAGAAAAGUCGGAGAGCAUUAUAAACUGCUAGGGACCGUGUAUGUAGCGGGUGUUAUGAAAGGCGAGUAUGUACAGGAGUUGGAGGACUCUGGCAGGCUUGAGGCGGAGGAUAGGGUUUACGAGAUUGCAUAG
Zasmidium cellare ATCC 36951 is the source of this 1038-nucleotide messenger RNA. RefSeq lists its product as uncharacterized. The record is from RefSeq and is a predicted model, not a curated record. The coding region runs from base 1 to 1038 and encodes 345 amino acids. The transcript has a single exon. Lineage: Eukaryota; Fungi; Ascomycota; Dothideomycetes; Mycosphaerellales; Mycosphaerellaceae.